This is a messenger RNA of Apus apus (common swift), 1974 nucleotides long. Its product is annotated as histone H1.10-like. The record is from RefSeq and is a predicted model, not a curated record. Bases 11 to 787 code for a protein of 258 amino acids. Gene Ontology annotation, biological process: nucleosome assembly. Gene Ontology annotation, molecular function: DNA binding; structural constituent of chromatin. The transcript has 2 exons. Lineage: Eukaryota; Metazoa; Chordata; Aves; Apodiformes; Apodidae. Gene Ontology annotation, cellular component: nucleosome.
CGAGGUCAGUAUGUCUGAGACUGCUCCUGUCGCCGCGCCCGAUGUCGCCGCCGCCGCCCCGGCUCCCACUGCCAAGGCCGCCGCCAAGAAGCCGAAGAAGGCGACGGGCGGCUCCAAAGCCCGCAAACCCGCCGGCCCCAGCGUCACCGAGCUGAUCACCAAGGCCGUGUCCGCCUCCAAGGAGCGCAAGGGGCUCUCCCUCGCCGCGCUGAAGAAGGCGCUGGCCGCCGGCGGCUACGAUGUGGAAAAAAGUAACAGCCGCAUCAAGCUGGGUCUCAAGAGCCUCGUCAGCAAGGGCACCCUGGUGCAGACCAAGGGCACCGGCGCCUCCGGGUCCUUCCGGCUGAGCAAGAAGCCCGGGGAGGUGAAGGAAAAAGCCCCCAAGAAGCGGGCAGCCGCGGCCAAGCCGAAGAAGCCGGCGGCCAAGAAGCCCGUCAGCGCUGCUAAGAAGCCCAAGAAAGCGGUGACUGCGAAGAAGAGCCCCAAGAAAGCCAAGAAGCCGGCGGCCGCAGCGGCCAAGAAAGCCACUAAAAGCCCCAAGAAGGCGACUAAGGCAGCCAAGCCCAAAAAGGCAGCGGCAGCCGCGAAGAGCCCGGCCAAGGCGAAGGCGGUGAAGCCCAAAGCAGCCAAGCCCAAGGCAGCGAAGCCCAAAGCGGCCAAGGGGAGGAAGGCGGCGCCCAAGAAGAACUGCCGGGCUCAUAACAGCGCCUCUCACCGCGUUACGGCUCAUUUCUGCACAUCUCCGCGGGAAAACAGCAUCCAGUUAGCCGCAAGAAAGCGGUGCUAGCCCGAAGUCUCCGUGGAGGUUGGGCAGCGCCCACGGCACCCUGGCUCUCCGGGAAGGAGGUGGGUGGGUGCCGCGGCUCCCAGUCCUUUCUCUCCCCUCAGCCGCGGGACAAAGAACCGCGCUCCCGCCCGCCCCCCGGGGAGCUGCUGAUUUCGAAAAGCCCGCCCUGCACAGGGAUUGGCCGUGACUCUCGGCUUUGUUCUGGGGCACAGCACUUUUCGGGUUAAACUGUCCCUUCGCUUUUUUUUUUUUUUUUUUUUUUUUUUGCCCCCCUUUGCUCGGCGGAAGAGGCUUAUGAACUUCCUGGGUACGUGCUCGCCUGCCAUCAGCCAGCGGCUUUUUUACUCUCAGUCUACUUCUGUUCCUUGGGAACUCGUCCCUUCUCUGGAAAUCGUAGGGUGAAGGGGGCCCGAAAGGCACGGGUGUUCCGAGCUGCCUUUUGAGCGCUCCUGGUUGCUGCCCGCCGCUCUUUGACUCCGGUGCCCAACCUCUUGAGCCUUAAAGCCGCCGGGCUCGGUUUUUAGCUGGGUUCCGGAGGCCUCAUUUCGACAGCGGAGACGUUCGGAGGCAGCGCUGGGCGCGGUAGGAACCCGCGGGGGUCGAAGCCUCCGUCGCCUCGGCCCCCGCCUGCCCUCCAACCCUGCAGCCUCCUCCUUUUCGCAGGGCCUCGACCAUCUCCCCCUUCCGUCGCCUUAACCGUGUUGAAGCGAUGCCCAUCCCAUUCCUGGGCGCCAGCAGGGAGAAGCAGUGGGGAAAAAGUGGAGGGGAGGUGGGGGGACAGGCCCGUUUCCUCCCUUUAGUCACAGCGCUGGUACUAAAGAGAAAGGGGAAUUUCGUGGAAUUGCCUGCUGAGCUCUCCCUAAGGACAGCUGAUCUCAAGUUCGUAGCUGUUCCACGUAUCUGAAGUGAUUGCUCAAAAUGGGGUCCUUGCAGUUUGAAGGACAAAUUAUGGGAUCAGAUUUCAUAAUAUUUCUGUUUUUGCAAAGACUGUCCAUGUCCUAAGUUGCUGUAUUAAACAGAAAAAAAAAAAAAAACACAAAAAACAAACGGGUAAUAUUUAAGGAACAGGGCUUGAAAAAUGCUGUUCUUACUUUUCCUCUGCAUUCACUUUUAGGGUGCUUUUCAGUCCUUGCUUGGGUUUAUGACCUUUUCCUCUAUAAAACAUAAAGGCCUGCAUAGAUACUCAA